AUGGCUAGAUGGGAUCAUAUAUUCUCUCUUCCUGUUCAAAAUCCCACUUUGCUAGAAUUUUCUUCUGCGGAUCUUGUUUGGUCCAAGAUUGAAGGUUACCAAAACAACAUAGAUAGAUUAGCCCUAAUCCCUUUUUCUAGGAUCGAUGAUUUUGUAAGCGGUAAAUCCUCCAAUCAAGAUUGUCCUACCAAUUUCCAUGCCAAAGUUCGACGCCGAAAACCUAAGGAACUAAAAUAUAAGCCAAAGGUUGAUGGCAUCUUAGAGUAUUGGUGUUCAUUUGGACUAGAUGAUAAUAGGAAAGGAUCAUUACGGCCGAGUAGGAGUACAUAUGUUUUAAAAAAGAAUAACGCAGGGCGACCCAAUUCAAAGAGAGGGUGCAGGUGUCAUUUCAUUGUGAAUCUUUUAAUCGUAGAACCAACGGUGGCUUUGAUCAUUUACAACAAUGACAAACAUGUUGAUGAGAAAGGAUUGCCUUGCCACGGUCCUCAAGACAAGAAAGCGGCUGGAACUAGAGCCAUGUGUAACACCCGCAUUAGGGACUAUGAAUCCCACCGUAAAAUGUUAGUCAAAUCGAACUCUAAACAACCAUGUCUUGGGAAAGUAUCUACUGCGUCCUGCCGCAUCCUCCUGCCUUGUCCUCCUAUGAGCUAUCUGACCACCGAAUUUCCUAUCCUGCAAGCCUGGUAA
Arabis nemorensis is the source of this 687-nucleotide messenger RNA. Lineage: Eukaryota; Viridiplantae; Streptophyta; Magnoliopsida; Brassicales; Brassicaceae. The record is from the annotation of a GenBank genome assembly.